Molecule: messenger RNA, 2268 nt
Organism: Menidia menidia (Atlantic silverside)
Lineage: Eukaryota; Metazoa; Chordata; Actinopteri; Atheriniformes; Atherinopsidae
Source: the annotation of a GenBank genome assembly
AUGGAGUACGGGCUGGGGAUGUCUGAGGAGGCUGUCCGCCAGACACGCAGCCAGAAGAGGGCGCUGGAAAGGGAGGCUGCUCCGCUAUCUGGCGAGCCCUCCAGUCCCGACAAUGACAGCAAAAAAACUAAACUGGACCCGUCUGAACCCACAUCAGGGGCACAAACUCCGCCCACGUCUGACCUUUUACUGGCACAGGACGUUGAGGGCCGGACUACACCCGGAUCAGACCCCGAGAUGGAGCAGGAGCCCGAGCAGGGCCCGCUGCCAUUAUCGUUAGUGCUACCCUUGGUUCCCCAGCCAGUGAACUAUGACAAGGAUCGAUCGCCAAAGCAGAUGGUUGAACCCAGCCCAGACAAUCGGACUGACUGCAGUGACGGGGCAAGCAGGACUAAGACUGAGCCGGCCACGGACGCGAGGAACCAGGUCCGACAGAUGGAGCCCAAGGCGACCGGGGGCAUGCUGACGGCGGGCGAAGUAAAGGCCACCAUAAAAGUCGAAGUUCAGACAGAGCAGCCUGUGGACAUGAGCACCACCAGAGGUAUCAAGAGGGAGAAGCGCCCUCCAUCCCCUGAAGAUGAUGAUGUCAUCAUCUUGUCAGAUAACGACUCCCCCAGUCCUCCGGUGAACGGCCUGAGCCACUUUAAAGAGCUGGACACGGAGCUGCUCAUGAAGAGCAGCCCAGCGGAGAGGGAGCAAAUCAUCAAACAGCUGAAGGAAGAGCUGAGACUGGAGGAGGCCAAGCUGGUGCUGCUGAAGAAACUACGACAGAGCCAAAUACAGAGGGACACUCUGCAGAAGCCCUCAGGUUUAUCUGGUUCCUCUGCUCCUCCUCCUUUAAUCAGAGGAACCAUUACAAGCAAUAAAGGCUCUCUGCAGAUUUUGUCAGGAAGGAGUUCAGGCACUGUCAUCCCCCCCCCUCUGGUAAGGGGAGGGCAGCAGGGGUCAUCUAAACAUGGCUCCCAGAUCAUCAUGCCUCCUCUGGUCAGAGGGGCACAGCCCAUCUCCGUGUCUCCACAGCAGAUCCAGGCUCUCCGCCAGCAGCAACAGCAGCAGAUGGCUGCCACUGGUGGCUCAGGGUCAGGGCCCCCCCCUCUGCUGUUGGGCCCCAGGACGUCGGCCCCUGCAGGCCAGGGCCAGAGAGGCAUGGUCCAGUCAGGACUCAUCAGAGUGGGCAGUAAUGCUAACACAUUGGCCUCAUCGUCAAGCUUGAAGGGCUCCUCAGGAAGUGUGUCUGUGGUCAGCAUGAACGACUCUCCGGCCAGCCGCCAAGCUGCAGCUAAACUGGCCCUGCGGAAACAGCUGGAGAAGACCCUCCUGGAGAUCCCCCCGCCCAAACCACCUGCCCCAGAGUUUAACUUCCUCCCCUCAGCAGCCAAUAAUGAGUUCAUCUACCUGGUGGGACUCGAGGAGGUGGUACAGAAUCUCCUGGACACCAUCCACAGAGGAAAGACGGGUUUUUCACUGUCCAAGCCGGUGGUCAGAGACCCCUUCAUCUGCACCCAGUGCAACACUGACUUCACCUGCCGCUGGAGGCUGGACAAGAAACAAGGCGGAGCAGUGCUCUGCGAAGACUGCAUGUCGUCCAAUCAGAAAAAGGCGUUGAAAGCGGAGCACACCAACCGGCUGAAAGCCGCGUUCGUCAAAGCCCUGCAGCAAGAGCAAGAGAUCGAGCAGCGCAUCAUUCAGCAGACGUCCUCAGCGGCCUCCCACAGUACCUCGUCCUCCUCGUCUGCCUCUUUAUCGAUGAAGCAGGAGCAGCUGGUGUCUCAGCAGCUGAAGCAGGUUCAGGCCAGAGUGUCCUCCCUCCACCACCACCACCAGGUCAGCCAGGGAGUCAACCUCAUUCACCAUCACUCCAUCAAGCAGGGCUCAAAGGGCCACCUGUCCCACGGUGUCUCGUCAGUUGGGGUGAGAGGCAUCCCCCACUCCUUCUCCUCCUCCUCCCAGCUGCAGAGUGCUGUGGCGGCCGCCGCUCUGGUCAGCCGGCCAGGUAAGCACGCCCAUGUGUCCCACCGCUCUGUCCAGAGUUCAAAGGUGAGCAGCAGUGGGAUCAGCGGCGGCAGGAAUAUCAGCGGAGGUAGUGCGUCAUCCAGUGCAUGGAAGAAGCAGAGCAACAGCAACACAGGGGUGACGAUGGCCUAUGUCAACCCCAGCCUGACGGGUCACAAGACCUCAGCCACCGUAGAUGCCCGUCAGAGAGAAUACCUAUUGGACAUGAUCCCCUCUCGUUCGUCAAUCUCGCAGACUGCAAACACGUGGAAAUAA